AUGUUCGAUGCUAUUGGCGAAAAGACGCUGUACAUCUUUGCCAUCAGCAACGCCAUCACCAUCCCCAUGGUGUGGGCGCUCUAUCCAGAGUCCAACCAGCGCACCCUCGAAGACAUGGACCUUCUCUUUGCCGCAGAUACGCCGUGGACCUGGGAUGCAGAGCGCACCUUUGCACAGCUCAAGCUUUCUCUGAUUGCCCUAGAAAGCAGUGCUUUUUACUCUCUCCACACAACGAUGUUCCGUACGGUCAUACCUCGCCGUGCCUGUCAGACGGCUUGGGCUCCGUCCCAACGAACCGCCGCAACUGCUUACCCGGCCUUUGGGGCUUACUAUCUCCCAAGAUCGAGGAGAGGAUACGCGACAGAGUCAGAGGAACAUGACCUGGUCAUAAUAGGCGGCGGGGUGGCUGGCUACGUUGCUGCCAUCAAGGCCGGUCAGGAAGGCCUAAAGGCCUCUGUCUGGUCCAGGCUUGGCUCUGAAGUCACCGUUGUCGAGUUUCUCGGCCAAAUCGGUGGCCCCGGCAUGGACGCUGAGAUCUCCAAACAGGCCCAGAAGCUCCUCGGCAAGCAGGGCAUCAAGUUCCUUACCGGCACCAAGGUUGUCAGCGGUGAUGACAGCGGCAGCACCGUUACCCUGAACGUCGAGGCCGCCAAGGGUGGAAAGGAAAAGACCCUCGAUGCUGACGUCGUUCUCGUCGCCAUUGGUCGACGACCAUACACCGCUGGCCUCGGACUCGAGAACAUCGGUAUCGACAUUGACGACAAGGGCAGACUCGUCAUCGACCAGGAGUACAGAACCAAGUCUGAACACAUCCGCGUCAUCGGUGACUGCACUUUCGGCCCCAUGCUUGCCCACAAGGCUGAGGAGGAGGCCGUCGCCGCCAUCGAAUACAUCACCAAGGGCCACGGACACGUCAACUACGCCGCCAUUCCCAGCGUCAUGUACACCUACCCCGAAGUCGCCUGGGUUGGUCAGAACGAAGCUGAAGUCAAGGCCUCCGGUGUCGAGUACCGCGUCGGAUCUUUCCCCUUCAGCGCCAACUCUCGUGCCAAGACCAACCUCGACAGCGAGGGUCAGGUUAAAUUCAUCGCCGAUGCAAAGACCGACCGCAUCCUCGGUGUCCACAUCAUCGGUCCCAACGCCGGUGAGAUGAUUGCUGAAGCCACCCUUGCCAUCGAGUACGGCGCCAGCUCAGAGGACGUUGCUCGAACCUGCCACGCCCAUCCUACUCUCGCUGAGGCCUUCAAAGAGGCUGCCAUGGCCACCUACUCCAAGGCCAUCCACUUCUAA
This is a messenger RNA of Microsporum canis CBS 113480, 1290 nucleotides long. Its product is annotated as dihydrolipoamide dehydrogenase. The record is from RefSeq and is a predicted model, not a curated record. The transcript has 4 exons. Gene Ontology annotation, molecular function: dihydrolipoyl dehydrogenase (NADH) activity; flavin adenine dinucleotide binding. Bases 1 to 1290 code for a protein of 429 amino acids. Gene Ontology annotation, cellular component: mitochondrion; oxoglutarate dehydrogenase complex. Lineage: Eukaryota; Fungi; Ascomycota; Eurotiomycetes; Onygenales; Arthrodermataceae.